Molecule: messenger RNA, 2753 nt
Organism: Micropterus dolomieu (smallmouth bass)
Lineage: Eukaryota; Metazoa; Chordata; Actinopteri; Centrarchiformes; Centrarchidae
Product: zinc finger protein 436-like
Exons: 4
Coding region: 254-2593 (779 amino acids)
Biological process (GO): regulation of transcription by RNA polymerase II
Cellular component (GO): nucleus
Molecular function (GO): RNA polymerase II cis-regulatory region sequence-specific DNA binding; DNA-binding transcription factor activity
Source: RefSeq, a predicted model, not a curated record
GCGAAAUGACCCGUAGGAAGAAGCUUUCUGUCUUUUUGCCGUUAAAUACUUAACCUGACAUACAACAGGAGUUAUCCACUGGAGCAUCUGUGUGUCUGGAUAAACCUGAAUUAAUUAACUUUAUGAGUGAUCCCGAAUGUUUUACCCUCCGUUAGCCUGCAUAGUUAAUGAAGUUAGCUUAGCUCGACUGGUGAGACCAAACUGUGUUUUCACGGAGUUCUUGUGAAGAAAAAGUCGCUGUCUCCGUGUGAAAAUGUCUAAAAUCCAGAUGCUGAGAGGUUUUAUCAACCAGCGACUAACUGCGGCUGCUGAAGAGAUAUUUGGGCUGUUUGAAAGAACGAUAUCAGAGUACGAGGAGGAACUCUGUCGUUCCAAAGAGGAGAACCAGAGACACAGGAAACUACUGGACGCUGUUUUCCAGCCUGAAGUCCGGUUACACAGAGCAGACGUCCAGCAACUGCUGGUGAGUAAAGAAGAGGUUCUCCCUGAGCAGCAGCAGUGGAGCCCCAGGCUGGACCAGGAGGACCCACCAGAGCUGCCACACAUUAAAGGCGAACAGGAGGAGCGCUGGAACAGUCAGGAGGGAGAGCAGCUUCCAGGACUGGAGGAGGCUGAGAUCACCAAGUUCCCAUUCACUCCUGUCCCUGUGAAGAGUGAAGAAGAUGGUGAAGAGAAACCUCAGUCCUCACAGCUUCAUCAAAGCCAAACUGAAGAGGACAUCGAUGCAGAGCAUUUGGAAACAGAAACAGCUGGAGAGGACUGUGGAGGGCCAGAACCAGCCAGGAACUUUAAUCAAGAUAGUCCUUUACAACUAUAUACUCAUGACAACACUUCACUCUCCCCAGGACCUGAGACUGAUGAUAGUUGUGAUUGGGAGGAGACCAGGGAACCUCAGCCAGGUUUAAACCCUCUGCAAAACAAUGAAGUACCUGUAAGUGAUCAGGAAUGUAACACUGGAGAAACAUCAGUUAGCUCCUCUGAAUGUGCUGCAAGAUUUGGUAACAAGGGACAUCUGCAGAACCACAAUGGAACCCAAACAGAUGUCCAGCAGCUGCUGGUGAGUAAAGAAGAGGUUCUCCCUGAGCACCAGCUGCUGUGGAGCCCCAAGCUGGACCAGGAGGACCCACCAGAGAUGCCACGCGUUAAAGAGGAACAGGAGGAACUCUGGACCAGUCAGGAGGGCGAGCAGCUUCCAGGACUGGAGGAGGCUGAUAUCACCAAGUUCCCAUUCACUCCUGUCCCUGUGAAGACUGAAGAAGAUGGUGAAGAGAAACCUCAGUCCUCAAAGCUUCAUCAAAGCCAAACUGAAGGACCAGAACCAGCAAGGAACUUUAAUCCAGACAGUCCUUUACAACCAGGUACUGAUGACCAGACUUCACUCUCCUCUGAAUCUGAGACUGAUGACAGUUGUGAUUGGGAGGAGACCAGGGAACCUCAGCCAGGUUUAAACCCUCUGCAAAACAAUGAAGUACCUGUAAGUGAUCAGGAAUGUAACACUGGAGAAACAUCUGUUAGCUCCUCUGAAUGUGCUGCAAGAUUUGGCCACAAGGAACAUCUGCAGAACCACAACGGAACCCAAACAGGAGUGAAACCAUUUAUUUGCUCAGUUUGUGGUAAAAGAUUCACACGAAAGACACAUCUGAGACAACACUCUAAAGUCCACACAGGGGAGAAACCAUUUAGUUGCUCAGUUUGUGGUAAAAGAUUCACACGAAAGGCACAUCUGAGACAACACUCUACAGUCCACACAGGGGAGAAACCAUUUAGCUGCUCAGUUUGUGGUAAAAGAUUCACAGAAAAGGGAACUCUGAGACAACACUCCAAAGUCCACACAGGGGAGAAACCAUUUAGCUGUUCAGUUUGUGGUAAAAGAUUCACACAAAAGGGAACUCUGAGACGACACUCUACAGUCCACACAGGGGAGAGACCAUUUAGUUGCGCAGUUUGUGGUAAAAGAUUCACACGAAAGGCACAUCUGCGGCUACACUCUACAGUCCACACAGGGGAGAAACCAUUUAGUUGCUCAGUUUGUGGUAAAAGAUUCACAGAAAAGGGAACUCUGAGACAACACUCAAAAGUCCACACAGGAGAGAAACCGUUUAGCUGCUUAGUUUGUGGUAAGAGAUUCAUACAAAAGGCACAUCUGGGACUACACUCUAAAGUCCACACAGGGGAGAGACCAUUUAGUUGCUCAGUUUGUGGUAAAAGAUUCACAGAAAAGGGAAAUCUGAGACGACACUUUAAAGUCCACACAGGGGAGAAACCAUUUAGCUGUUCAGUUUGUGGUAAAAGAUUCACACAGAAGGGAACUCUGAGACGACACUCUGAAGUCCACACAGGGGAGAAACCAUUUAGUUGCUCAAUUUGUGGUAAAAGAUUCACACAAAAGGCACAUCUGGGACGACACUCUCCAGUCCACACAGGUGAGAAACCAUUUAGUUGCUCAGUUUGUGGAAAAAGAUUCACACAAAAGGGAACUCUGAGACAACACUCCAAAGUGCACACAGGGGAGAAACCAUUUAGUUGCUCAAUUUGUGGUGAAAGAUUCAUACGUAAGGGAAUUCUUCGACAACACUCUAAAGUCCAUAUGUGAGAAACCAUUUAGAUCCAGUGUUUGUGGUAAAAUAUUCACUCGGCUCCACAGUGUCAAAAGCAUGUGUGUGGGUGAGAUCAACGUUGAUCAGCUAAAAGCUUUGUUCAGCAACAUUUUCCUGGCACCAUGUUUGAUAUUAAAUGUGUUCAUUGUUUAAAAA